Molecule: messenger RNA, 2698 nt
Organism: Solea solea (common sole)
Lineage: Eukaryota; Metazoa; Chordata; Actinopteri; Pleuronectiformes; Soleidae
Gene: scin
Product: scinderin
Exons: 15
Coding region: 118-2589 (823 amino acids)
Biological process (GO): actin polymerization or depolymerization; barbed-end actin filament capping; actin filament severing
Cellular component (GO): cytoplasm; actin cytoskeleton
Molecular function (GO): actin filament binding; phosphatidylinositol-4,5-bisphosphate binding
Source: RefSeq, a predicted model, not a curated record
GUGUUAACUAAAAGAAAGUUCAAGUCAUGCAGAGGAUGCUGGUGUGUGUGUGUGUGUGUUUUGGCUGGCAGUGGACACACCCACUGUGUGUUUGUGCAUCUGAGGGUGUGUGUGUGUAUGUACAGUCUGGAGGAAGCAGAAGCUGAAACACAGCUGCCUCACAUUCACUUAGUCAGUCAGUCAGACAGUCAGACAGACAGACAGAGCAGCUGUGUGUUCCCUGGCUGUUCCAGGUCUUCCCUCACUCCUCCUCCUCUGAGCUUCACAUCAGCAGCCGCCGCCGCAGCAGCAGCAGCAGGAGAAGAAGAAGAAGAAGAAGAAGAAGAAAACAUGGGGCUUCACCAUAAAGAGUUCAUCAAAGCAGGCAAGACUACUGGUCUGCAGAUCUGGAGAGUGGAGAAGUUAGAGCUGGUCCCUGUGUCUGAGAGCCAACAUGGGAGCUUCUACACUGGAGAUGCUUAUCUCAUUCUCAACACCAUCAAACAGACAACAUGCACUCUCUACCACCUGCACUACUGGCUGGGAAUGGAGUGCAGUCAGGAUGAGAGCACAGCGGUAGCCAUCUUCGCCGUGCAGCUGGACGACUACCUGGGUGGGAGGCCGGUCCAGUACAGAGAGCUACAGGGGGUCGAGUCGACCGCUUUCACCAGCUACUUCAAUGGAGGCAUCACUUAUAAAACAGGAGGCGUGGCCUCAGGUUUCAACCAUGUGGUCACCAAUGACCUUACAGCGCAGAGGCUCCUCCACAUCAAAGGCCGGCGUGUGGUCAGAGCCACACAGGUCCCUCUGAGCUGGUCCAGCUUCAACUGCGGAGACUGCUUCAUUGUUGACCUUGGAGAUAAAAUCUUCCAGUGGUGUGGAGCCAAGUGCAACAAGUUUGAGCGCGUGAAGGCAGCGCAGGUCGCCAGAGGAAUCCGCGACAACGAGAGAAACAGCCGAGCCGAGCUGGUGGUCAUCGAGGACGGAGAUGAACCGGACGCGUUGAUCGAUGUCCUUGGAGAAAAGCCUGAGCUGCCAGCGGGCGAUGAUGAUGAUGACGCUAAGGCCGACAUGUCCAACAGGAGAAUGGCUAAACUCUACAUGGUAUCUGAUGAAACAGGAUCCAUGAAAGUAACAGUUGUGAGGGAAGAAAACCCCUUCGUCCAGAGUGACCUGCUGUCAGAUGAAUGCUUCGUGCUGGACCACGGCAGCAACAAUAUGAUAUUCGUAUGGAAAGGGCGUAACGCCAACCCCAGUGAAAGAAAGGCGGCCAUGAAAACAGCUGAGGACUUCAUCAAACAGAUGGGCCACCCAGCCAACACUCAGAUCCAGGUGCUUCCAGAGGGCGGAGAGACUCCCAUGUUCAAGCAGUUCUUCCAGGGCUGGAAGGACAGAGACCAGAGCGAGGGCUUUGGGAAGGUGUUUGUCACUGGGAGGAUUGCCAUGAUCCAGCAAGUGGAGUUUGACGCCUCUAAGCUCCAUGAGUCUCAGCACAUGGCAGCGCAGUACAACAUGGUGGAUGACGGGAGCGGAGACACGCAGAUCUGGAGGGUGGAGAGCAGUGGCAGAGUCCCGGUCAGCCCAGAGAGCUACGGUCAAUUCUACGGCGGGGAGUGUUACAUCAUCCUGUACACUUACAGGAAGGGGCAGAUCAUCUACACCUGGCAGGGAGCCAGCUGCUCUUUGGAUGAGCUGACAGCCUCAGCGUUCCUGACUGUAGAACUGGAUCGUUCACUCGGGGGGAAUGCAGUUCAGGUCAGAGUGAGCCAGGGUAAAGAACCCCCCCACUUGAUGAGUCUCUUUAAAGGUAAACCUCUGAUUGUAUAUAAAAGUGGUACAUCCCGCCUCGGCAGCCCGCCCCCAACCCGACUCUUUCAAGUUCGACGGAACCUGGCCACCAUCACCAGAAUCGCUGAGGUGAGGUCUUCCCUGCCUCCCAUUUGUCCUGGACUGCAUUCAAACCAACACGGGGCAUUAUUUUUAACGUCCUGUUGCAUGUUUCAGGUUGAUGCCAGGGCGAACAACCUGAACUCGAACGACGCCUUCCUCCUGAAAAUGGCAGAUGGCCGGGGCUAUGUGUGGCAGGGCAAAGGAGCCAGUAAAGAGGAGAUGAAAGGAGCCAAGUACAUCAGCAAAUUGCUCACAUGCAGCAGCAGCAGCUGCAUCGCGGAAGCAAGUGAACCAGAUGAAUUCUGGGCUGCAUUAGGGGGGAAGACAGAGUACCAAACCUCGCAGAGACUGGAGAGGGAGACCAUGGCUCAGGCUCCCCGUCUGUUCGGCUGCUCCAACAAAACUGGCAGGUUCAUCAUCGAGGAGGUUCCAGGAGAAUUCACACAGGACGACCUGGCUGAAGACGACGUGAUGCUGCUGGACGUUUGGGAUCAGGUGUUUGUCUGGAUUGGAAAAGAUGCUAAUGAGGUGGAGAGGACGGAAUCAGUCCGAUCUGCCAAACAGUACUUAGAGACUGAUCCAAGUGGACGUGACAAGCUCAUUCCUGUGGUGCUGGUGAAACAGGGCCAUGAGCCUCCCACCUUCACAGGCUGGUUCCUGGCCUGGGACCCGGCUCAUUGGGACUCUGUCAGCAGGAGCAUGAAGUCUAUGGCUCUUUAAUGUGCACUCUGGAAGACUGUGUCAAAUAUAUCGUCAUUUAUACCAUUUAUAUCAUUUAUACCGUCAAUGUGUUCAAAGAGAUUAAUUAAAUGUAUGUAAAGAAGUCAAA